This is a messenger RNA of Cuscuta campestris, 1219 nucleotides long. The record is from the annotation of a GenBank genome assembly. Lineage: Eukaryota; Viridiplantae; Streptophyta; Magnoliopsida; Solanales; Convolvulaceae.
UCGCGGCCUGUCCCCGCCGUGAAGGCGUGUACUCCGAUACCCCGCCACUUCCCCGUCUUCGUUCCCGGCCGCCCCUCUCCCUCCAGAAGUCCCUCUAGUCCGGCUUACCGCCUCCGUAAACCGCCCAGGACUAAAAAACUGUGUUCCUUUUUUGUGGUGGCAUCUCAUUCUCGCUAAGGGUGAUGUGUUGCUGGGAGAAUGGGACUGAUCUUUGCUACUAAAAGCAUCUUGGCACAACUAUCACACAAGUUCCAACCCAUCGGAAUACGAUCCUUAUGCAGUAACAACCAGCCACCCAGCAACAACAUUGGCAAGAAGAAUGAUGUGGUGGAUGCAUCUUCUUCUUUGACUCCAUACGACACUUACAAGGAGCUAGACAACCUCAAUUUCAUGAAGGCUGCUAAGAUCCUCUUCUCGGAUCCUCCCAAAAAGAAAAAAUUCGGGCUCGAUUUCCAUCUGGUACAAUUCUUCUUUGCCUGUCUACCUUCCCUGGCUGUGUAUUUGGUUGCUCAAUAUGCUCGCUAUGACAUGAGGAGAAUGGAGGCGGAAAAUGAAUUGAAAAAGAAAGCUGAAGAAGAAGCAGCAGCAAAAGCAAAAGAAAUUGAAGAAACAUCAGAGCUAGAGAAAGAACUGUCUGAUAAAAAACUCUUGGACUUGAAAGCAAGGCUGGACAAGUUGGAGGAGACAGUGAAGGCAAUGGUGGUCGAAUCCAAGAAAGAGUCGCCGGUUGCAAUCAGAAAGGAACCACCAAUUGGUAAUCAGGGUAAGCAACCUUCAAUCGCCGGAGAAAGAAACACAAGUAACAAUGGCACACAAGCAGGCAAUUCUGAUGCUGAAAACAAUCCAAACAAGAAGUCCACUGGGUAAAGACCAAUGAGAAGCAGAUAGGUGCCAACAUAGGACCAACAUGAGUCUCUAAAAGUCAAUAGUUCUACAGACUGCUUGGGAGUAAAAGGUGGCUGCUGAGGUUAGAUGAUUUAUCAAGGUAUCAGAUUAAUGACAAGCUGAUUGCUUAGCUUCAUUGCCCUUUUCGCUUCUUCUAUUUUGCAUUCUUUUUUACCUUGAAUACACUCUUCUGUCAUGCAAAACGACCUUUGUUUGACUUUUAGUAAGUUUAAGCAAAGCGUUGAAAAAGUGAAAAUUUUAUGGUUAGACUUUCUUUAUAGAGGAGGAAGGAGAUUUGAGCUCUCCAUUCCCUUAAAAAAAGUGAAGUUAUUUU